AUGAAAGCAUUGAGCGAUGGCAUAUUUGUUGCUAGCUUAAAAGAAGAAAUUGUUACUAGCCCAAAACAAGUGCUUGAAUUUAUGGAUUUUGGUGAAGGUAAUUACUUUCUAGUGGAUUUGUUGCUGUUGAGAUUCCAUUUUACUCAUCGUGCAAAGCGUGUUCUUGAACUAUCCCUAGAGGAGGCCCGACAACUAGGUCAUAAUUAUAUUGGAUCAGAGCACUUACUUCUUGGUUUGCUUCGUGAAGGUGAAGGUGUAGCAGCUCGUGUUCUUGAGAAUUUAGGUGCUGACCCAAAUAACAUUCGCACACAGGCAAGUGUGGUUAUUAGAAUGGUUGGGGAGAGUGCAGAAGCUGUGGGUGCUGGAGUUGGUGGUGGGAGCUCUGGAAACAAGAUGCCAACCGUAGAGGAAUAUGGUACCAAUUUGACAAAGCUAGCAGAAGAGGUGAUUACUCUAGACAUGGGUCUACUUGUUGCUGGGACAAAGUAUGGUGGAGAGUUUGAGGAGAGAUUGAAGAAGCUGAUGGAAGAAAUCAAACAAAGUGAUGAAAGUAUACUAUUUAUUGAUGAGGUCCAUACUUUAAUUAGAGCAGGAGCUGCAGAGGGGGCUAUUGAUGCUGCUAACAUCUUGAAUCCAGCUCUUGCUAGAGGUGAAUUGCAGGCAAGUGAAAUCUAA
This is a messenger RNA of Lactuca virosa, 675 nucleotides long. The record is from the annotation of a GenBank genome assembly. Lineage: Eukaryota; Viridiplantae; Streptophyta; Magnoliopsida; Asterales; Asteraceae.